This is a messenger RNA of Mucor mucedo, 1461 nucleotides long. Its product is annotated as kinase-like domain-containing protein. Bases 1 to 1461 code for a protein of 486 amino acids. Gene Ontology annotation, biological process: protein phosphorylation. The record is from RefSeq and is a predicted model, not a curated record. The transcript has 13 exons. Gene Ontology annotation, cellular component: cytoplasm; nucleus. Lineage: Eukaryota; Fungi; Mucoromycota; Mucoromycetes; Mucorales; Mucoraceae. Gene Ontology annotation, molecular function: ATP binding; protein binding; cyclin-dependent protein serine/threonine kinase activity.
AUGAAGGUACCUACAACACAAGACAAUUUAUGGGUAGCAGCUGGCGAUGGUCAAUUAGACAGAGUUAAAGAAUUAUUAGAAACUGGUGUUGAAGUGAAUAGUCAUGAUCAAUUCGGUUAUACAGCCAUGCAUGCCGCAGUUUCAUACAGCCAAUUUGAAGUCGUGAAAUAUUUACUUGAAAAGGGGGCCAAUGUGAAUGUCCAAGAUUUCGAAAAAGAUACACCUUUAUAUGUUGCAGAGACAGUGGAGAUGGCACAGUUAUUAUUAGAUCAUGGAGCCGAUCCAAAGGUAGUGAACGAGGAUGGAAUUACACCUGCUGCCACAGCUUACGAAGAAGGAUGGGACGAUGUGGCUCAUUUGUUGGCUGCCAUUACAAAGGAAGUGUUGGUGCCUACUGGCGAAGAAGAGGAGGAGGAUUCAUUAGCUCAUAUGGAACAAGAAGAAAACGCGGAAGACGAUGAGGAAAUGGAUGAAGAAUUAUCAAACAAGAUGCAAGAAAUUAUGAAGCGUCUUGAAGAACAAGGUGGUGUUGAAAAUGAAGAAGAAUUGAGAGAAAUGAAAAUUGAAAAACUUGGUGAAGGUACCUACGGUAUCGUUUAUAAGGCACAAAACCGUGAAACCAACGAAGUUGUUGCUUUGAAACGUAUUCGUCUUGACAAUGAGGAAGAAGGUGUACCUUGUACGGCCAUUCGAGAGAUUUCAUUAUUAAAAGAAUUAAAGCAUCCAAAUAUUGUCAGACUAUAUGAUGUGUUGCAUACGGAAAAGAAAUUGACACUAGUAUUUGAGUACUUGGAUUCCGAUUUGAAAAAGUUUUUAGAUUCAUAUGGUGGAGACAUUGAUGUUAUCACCUUAAAACAAUUAAUGUACCAAUUGCUUAAAGGAAUAGCCUUUUGUCAUGCACAUCGUGUUCUACACAGAGAUUUAAAGCCCCAAAACUUAUUAAUCAACAAGAAAGGUGAAUUAAAGCUGGGUGAUUUCGGUCUUGCAAGAGCAUACGGUAUUCCUGUUCGAAGCUAUUCGCAUGAAGUUGUUACUUUAUGGUACCGUGCACCCGAUGUGUUGAUGGGUUCACGUCAAUACUCCACUUCAAUUGAUUUAUGGUCUGCUGGAUGUAUUUUUGCAGAAAUGGCUUCGGGUAGACCUUUAUUCCCUGGAAGUUCUAUUCCCGAUCAAUUACUAAAGAUCUUCAAGGUGUUGGGUACACCUACCGAAGAAAUCUGGCCUAAAGUAUCUCAACUUCCUGAAUAUAAGCGUGAUUUCGAAAUCUUUCCCAAAAUACAAUUGGAAACUCUUUUGCCCAAAUUGGAUCAUCACGGCAUUGACUUAUUAAAGCGCCUUCUUGAAUAUCCACCCGAAAAACGUAUCACAGCCAGUGAUGCCUUACAGCAUCCUUAUUUCGAUGAGCUGCGGAAAAAGGAAAUGUCAAGUGCUGACAAUGUGACAAAGGAAAAUAGCAGAUAA